Molecule: messenger RNA, 843 nt
Organism: Triticum turgidum subsp. durum (durum wheat)
Lineage: Eukaryota; Viridiplantae; Streptophyta; Magnoliopsida; Poales; Poaceae
Source: the annotation of a GenBank genome assembly
AUGGCCAAGCCUCACGCCGGCUUCAACACCCCGCGCCCCUCCUCCGCCCGCUCCGCCGCUCGCACCACCGCGGGUUCCUCGUCGACGGACACGACUCCCCUCGCCCCCACCUCCAUCCCCCGCGCCGACCUCUCCUCCUCCGGCGCCAAGGCCGGUGUCACCUCCGCCAUCCGCACCCCCUCGGGCUCCUCGUCAUCCACAGAUCUCUCCGGGCCCUUCACCCGCAGCUCCGUGGGUUCCUCGUCAUCCACGGAUCUCUCCGCGAGCACCACCCGCGACAUCGCCUCCAUCGUCAAGGAGGUGGGCAAGCGCCUGGACUACGAGGACGACUCCCCCUUCCCCACCGCCGCCUCCUUGCAUCAGCCGAUGCUCGCGCCCGAGGGCCUUGCCGACCUCGCGCCCCUGCUCGAGCUUCCCGACCCCGACAACGCCUCCCCCACCACCGUCGUCUCCGCCUCUGACGCUGACGCGAAACACGCGAUGACCGCUUCCGUCGACUCCACUGUCACCCAGGUUGCAGCGCCUGCCGACUUCACCGCCGAUGGCCCCCUGCUCACGGAGAUGGAUGGCGUCCUCGCCGAGCUGAGCGGCGCCCGCGGCCUCAGCCCGCGCUCAAAGCGCCUCCUCCUCGCGCUCGUUGAGGUCGCCGACGCGGAGCUCAAUGCCAACCCCACGGCCGCUGUCCUCCACAUUCGCCGCGCUGCCUUCUGGAGGAAAGUGCGGGUUGGGAUCCUCGCCGCGACGGUCUUUUCCGUCGCCGCGAUCGACGCCGCGCUGGCCUUCGCGCUCUACGGAGCCCGCCAUGGCAACGACCGGUACCACCACGUGCUGCCCCCUACCUGA